GUAAUUUGUUUAUGACUUAAUUGGCAACAAUAAAAAUGGCUGGAACGGUAGAAAUAAAUUUGCUCACUGGAUUAAGAUACUUCACAUAUGCCGUUACCCCAAAUGAAACAUCGUUUGAAAGAGUUGAAGAUGUCCCUAACUAUGUGCAGCAGGUGACUCCCUACUUUAUCCUUGCUGUGUUGCUGGAGUAUGUUAUUUGUAUGGCUACAGGAACACGAAAGCUUCGUCUGUCAAAUGAUGGCUACAUUUCCAUGAGUCAAGGGUUGUGCUCAGAGAUUCCUAAGUUGUUCGCUAGGUCAGCAGAGUUGGCUGCCUAUAUGUACAUAUAUGACAACUGGAGGAUCAUGGAACUGCCCUGGAACUCUGCAAUUACCUGGUGGCUGGCUUUCUUUGGUGUAGACAUUGGCUAUUAUUGGUUCCAUAGAUAUGCACAUGAGAGUAACAUUUUGUGGGCAGCCCACCAGGUCCACCACAGCUCUGAAGAUUAUAACCUAAGUACUGCCCUCAGACAAUCAGUGCUCCAGAAAUACACAUCUUGGGUGUUCUACAUUCCACUGGCUUUCUUCAUUCCACCCUCAGUGUUCCUGGUCCACAUACAGUUUAACCUUCUCUACCAGUUCUGGAUACAUACAGAGCUUGUUGGUACAUUGGGUCCCCUAGAGUACAUCCUGAACACCCCAAGUCACCACAGAGUACAUCAUGGUAGAAACCCCUAUUGUAUUGACAAGAACUAUGCUGGUACACUCAUCAUAUGGGACAGGAUGUUUGGAACAUUUGGCCAGGAAGAUGAGGAGGUUGUGUAUGGUCUGGUACAUCCAAUCAACACCUGGCAAAUGGAUAUCAUACAGUUAGGCCAUUUAAAGUAUAUGUGGGGUUUGUUGUGCUCUACCCCUGGUCUGUCAAACAAGCUCUCAGUCAUAUUCAAAGGUCCCGGGUGGACUCCGGAAAAACCUAAUCUCCGACUUGGAGACCCUAAUGACCUUCCAGAGGUGAAAGCUCCAGUCCAGACUUACAACAAAAUGAACCCAUUGUGGGUAAAUGUCUAUGUCUAUAUCCAGUUCUUCAUCACAUUGGGGAUAAACCAAGAAUUGACUCUCAGGAAAUUGGGGAUGUCUCAAAGUACAGUUCUGCUAGCUGCUUUUUUCCUCAUGUUCACAUUGUACACUUCAGGGGCCAUCUUGGACCAACAGCCGCAUGGACCUGUUCUAGAGUGUUUGAGAUGUGCUGCAUUCUGUGGUAUUAACAUGUACAUUGUUAGUCAACUAGACACUGUACCUGUCAUACUGCACAUUCUACAGGGACUGUUUAUUGCAUUCACAGCAGUUUGGGCAGUACAAAGUCUAAAUAUUGUGACUGGAAAGAACAGCUAUAAAGCAGAAAUGACAACCACAAAUACAAAGGUUGACUAAACAAAGCAAUGAAGGUGUUUUUAGUCACAAGACCAG
Owenia fusiformis is the source of this 1445-nucleotide messenger RNA. NCBI's taxonomy places the organism in Eukaryota, Metazoa, Annelida, Polychaeta, Sabellida, Oweniidae. The record is from the annotation of a GenBank genome assembly.